AUGGCAAAAAGUAAGAAACAAACCACGAAGUCUCAAACCGCGGAGACGUCUCAAUCUUCCACAAACAAUAACAGCAGAUUUCAAUCUAGCUGGUUCACAGAUAGUAUGAACCGUGAACAUCAUAAAUACUGUGCCGCAGCUCUUAAAACAUUGAAGCAUCAUCCUUCGGCAGCACCAUUUCUUGAACCGGUUGAUCAUAUUAAAUACAAUAUCCCAGAUUAUCCUGAAAUUAUCAAAAAUCCUAUGGAUCUUGGUACAGUUGAACAAAAGCUCAAUGACUGUGCUUAUGAUAAUGUGAAUGCAUUUAUUACUGAUGUUCGGUUGGUAUUUUCCAACUGUAUCAUCUAUAAUGGAGCUGGUCAUCAAUUCUCUGUUUAUGCGAAAGAAUUAGACAAUUUAUUCACUCAACAGCUUAUGAAGAUGCCUGGUGUUAAAGAGGAGAUACCGCAAAAACCUGUUGCUGAACCUUCUAGCAAAGGAACAAAGACAUUUAAACCUGUUGUAGAAUCACCUGCGGCAAAACCUGUAAUAUCGGAUGUCAAACGUCCUAAAAGAACUAUCAAGGCUCCUGCCAAAGAUUUACCUGAUGUACCUGCAGCUCGUCGUAAAAAAAUUAAAAAGAACACUGAUGUCGGAUUUUGUCGUGAG
Dentiscutata erythropus is the source of this 648-nucleotide messenger RNA. The record is from the annotation of a GenBank genome assembly. Lineage: Eukaryota; Fungi; Glomeromycota; Glomeromycetes; Diversisporales; Gigasporaceae.